AAUAGCUUGGAUACAAAAUAUCAGGAUUACUGACGUCACAUCUACACUCAUUACUGGACCAUAAGAGACGCGGGACAUCAUGGAGUCUGGAGGCAAGAUGACGAUGAGGUUAAUGGUCGCCGUGAGCGUUGCUGUACUUGGAUCACUGCAGUUUGGCUACAACACGGGAGUGAUCAAUGCCCCGCAGAAGGUGAUUGAGAAGUUCUUAAAUGAGACCUGGCUGAAUCGUUACAAUGAGCCCAUCUCGGACAGUACGCUGACCUCACUCUGGUCCAUCUCCGUUGCCAUCUUCUCAGUUGGCGGCAUGAUUGGCUCUUUUUCAGUGGGACUGUUUGUGAACCGCUUUGGAAGGCGUAACUCCAUGUUGAUGGCCAACAUCCUGGCAUUUAUUGCUGCUAUAUUUAUGGGCUUCUCCAAGCUCUCAUACUCCUUUGAGAUGCUAAUCAUUGGCCGGUUUGUGAUCGGUCUGUACUGUGGUCUCACUACUGGAUUUGUCCCCAUGUACGUUGGAGAGAUUGCCCCUACAUCCCUGAGAGGUGCCCUGGGAACACUGCACCAGCUGGGUGUUGUGGUUGGAAUUCUGAUUGCCCAAAUCUUUGGGCUGGAGCCGAUAAUGGGCAAUGACUCAAUGUGGCCUCUACUUUUGGGAUGCAUCUUCGUACCUGCACUGGUCCAGUGCGCAGCACUGCCCUUCUGCCCCGAAAGUCCUCGCUUUCUGCUCAUCAACCGCAAUGAAGAAGAUAAGGCCAAAAGUGUCUUGAAGAAGCUUCGAGGCACCACAGAUGUUACUGCUGACAUGCAGGAGAUGAAGGAGGAAAGUCGUCAGAUGAUGAGGGAAAAGAAGGUCACAAUUCUGGAGCUCUUUCGGUCACCACUGUAUCGCCAACCUAUCUUCAUUGCUAUUGUCCUUCAACUAUCCCAGCAGCUCUCCGGUAUUAAUGCGGUUUUCUACUAUUCCACCAUGAUCUUUGAAAAAGCUCAAGUCGAGCAGCCAAUCUAUGCCACCAUAGGUGCUGGAAUUGUGAACACCGCAUUUACUGUUGUCUCGCUGUUUGUGGUUGAGAGAGCCGGCCGUCGUACGCUGCAUCUGAUUGGACUGGCAGGCAUGGCCGGGUGUGCUAUACUGAUGACCAUUGCCCUGGUAUUGCUGGACCGUGUGUCAGAGAUGUCCUACCUCAGCAUAGUAGCCAUCUUUGGCUUUGUGGCAUUCUUUGAAAUUGGACCUGGUCCCAUCCCAUGGUUUAUUGUGGCAGAACUGUUUAGCCAAGGUCCCCGACCUGCAGCUAUUGCUGUUGCUGGCCUUUCCAACUGGACAUCAAAUUUCAUUGUGGGAAUGUGCUUCCAGUAUGUAGAGAAACUCACCGGUGCCUACGUCUUCAUUAUAUUUACCGUGCUUCUCAUCGGCUUCUUCAUCUUCACGUUCUUCAAGGUGCCAGAGACCAAAGGACGCACCUUUGAUGAGAUUGCUUCUGACUUCAGGCAGGGGAGUGGCCAAUCCAACAUGGAUAAACCAACUUCUCCAGAAGAAUUGCACAGCCUGGGGGAUUCCCAAGUGUAAACCUUUCACCUGCAACACUUACCUCUGGCCAUUUCCCUCUCCUUCUCUACCCGUGUCCGGCCUGCCAUUGUAUUAUCGGUGGUGCAGAGGGACUUGGAGUGAGAACAGCGAGAGGGAACAAUCUCCUCUUUUAGUUUAUGUUGAUCAUAACAAGGCCUCCAUCUGAAAUCUUGCCACCACCUCAGGGCGGCACAGCUAGACAGCAAACCAUUUUUCAAACAAUCCUGCUCGCUGCAUUUCAAACCUUCUUGAAUAACCACAGGGUAGAUCUAGUGUUCCUGGCAGGCACAGUGCCCGUAGGUGGGUAGAUGAAGGGGAAAGGAAAGAA
Messenger RNA from Nanorana parkeri, 1886 nucleotides. Its product is annotated as solute carrier family 2, facilitated glucose transporter member 1-like. Gene Ontology annotation, cellular component: basolateral plasma membrane; apical plasma membrane. Gene Ontology annotation, biological process: response to insulin; monosaccharide transmembrane transport. The coding region runs from base 80 to 1558 and encodes 492 amino acids. The record is from RefSeq and is a predicted model, not a curated record. The transcript is spliced from 10 exons. Gene Ontology annotation, molecular function: hexose transmembrane transporter activity. Lineage: Eukaryota; Metazoa; Chordata; Amphibia; Anura; Dicroglossidae.